UGUACAGAAGUCGAAAACGUGUCGGUUAAACGUGUGAUUAAAAUUUUAACUUACUAAAACUCAGUGAAGUUACUCGAUCUUCUAGGGAAUUUCCAUAUUAAAAUGUUACACCGUUAAAUAAUAGUGGUCAUGUUCAUAAAUUCGUAUAACUAAAAGAUGUUAAUAAUAUAAUGAAGUGAAAAUAAAAUGCCAAAUUAGUGUAACAAGCAUGGGUUGCCAGUUGGGAAAGCUGGCGGCGUCGGAGAGACGAGGAGCCAACAAUGCAGGUCCAGAUUUAGGAGGAGGGCCCCCACCGGCCACGGACCCUCGCCUACCGCUCACCGCGAAGCAGAAGUAUUCAAUGCUUGCUUCCUGGAAAGGCAUUUCGAGAGCAAUGGAGAAGACUGGCAUUUGCAUGUUUGUAAAAUUGUUCGAAGAAAACCAAGACCUCCUGAAUUUGUUUGAAAAGUUCCGUCAGUGUAGAACUAAAGAAGAACAAAUCAACUCAAUGGAACUCGCAGAGCAUGCAAACAAUGUUAUGAACACAUUGGAUGAAGGCAUCAAAGGGCUGGAUGAUCUGGACAACUUUUUCCAAUACAUCCAUCAGGUCGGCGCCAGUCAUAGGAGAAUACCUGGUUUUAAAGUCGAAUACUUUUGGAAAAUCGAAGCGCCGUUCCUAGCAGCCGUAGAGUCGACGCUAGGCGAUCGCUACACUCCAAAUGUAGAGAAUAUCUAUAAAAUAACCAUCAAAUUCAUACUAGGGACACUCGUUGACGGCUAUGAGAAAGCUUCCAACAUUCCUAACUCUACGUGAACUGUAAAAAAUAAAAUUUCAAAAAUGUUGAAAUAUAAAAAAAACGGCCAAGUCGAAAUCGACGCUCAGCGAUGAUUUCCGAAAAUUAACGAAUGCAAGGCAAGUGAUUUUUGAAUACGGAAUUGUAUCGGCCUUUUUUAAAACUGAAAGGUGUAAAAAUUGAUGAGUGAAUUUAAAAUGUGUCAAUUUGUCAAGAUCAGUGAACAUCAGCAUAAUUUAUAUAAUGGUAUAAUGUUAUUUAAUUGUUAUAUUGUUAUACAGUUGUACUGAUUUUUCAUGCAUUAUGUGAGCCAAAGUUUAAUAACACAAAAUGAACUUUGUUUGUCUUUAGAAAACAAAUUUUUGUUUCUAGUCAAUAGAGAUGAGAAACAUAUAUAAAUGAUAAAAUAUCAAACCCGAGUGUUAAAGUAACUUGCAUAAUAAGACCAAAAACAAAUAAAAAUUAUAUUGCCAGAAUUUUAACUUCAGAGUUUCGAGAACACAUACAUAUUAUUAAUAAAAAUCUUUUGUAUGCGACGAUAUUUUUUUCGACGUUACAAAAAAUUAUAUACUAAAUUCAUUCUGGGAAUAGCUUGUAGAUCGGAUAAAAUGUUCACAAUGCAGGGAACACUUUAAUUCUUCAUGUUCAGUACGCUUUUUAAUAGUAUGACUAUUAUUUAUAAGAAAUAUACCUAGCGAAAUGUAGAUAUAGUGCCCAAGGUGAUGUGAGUGUGUGUAUAACCUUUAAUAUAAGUGCAUGGUAGUGUGCGAGCCAAGUUCUUUUUAGAAUAUGAGUCUAAUUGUGUAAUUUAAUCAGUGUAAUGUAUAAAAUUUAUGAUAAAUUGUCCUAAUGGAUUCUAGCUUCUUUCUAUUUAAUGUUUUUUUUUAUUCAAUAAAUUUAUGA
Messenger RNA from Hyposmocoma kahamanoa, 1676 nucleotides. RefSeq names its product neuroglobin-like. The transcript is spliced from 3 exons. The coding region runs from base 209 to 793 and encodes 194 amino acids. The record is from RefSeq and is a predicted model, not a curated record. Gene Ontology annotation, molecular function: oxygen binding; heme binding. Lineage: Eukaryota; Metazoa; Arthropoda; Insecta; Lepidoptera; Cosmopterigidae.